Messenger RNA from Symbiodinium necroappetens, 3143 nucleotides. NCBI's taxonomy places the organism in Eukaryota, Dinophyceae, Suessiales, Symbiodiniaceae. The record is from the annotation of a GenBank genome assembly.
AUGUGCGUCCACAUCCACAUCGGAACCGUCGGAAGGUUCUUGGAGACCGACGAGUACUACCGGAGCCAGUUUGAGACAGGAACGUCUUGUGGUGCUUUAGAUGACAAGAACCAGAUCCGCAUAGGCUGGGAAACUGAGCUUUUCGGUGGUGCCUACGAUGAAGCUAAGCCUUUCGAGCGAUGCAAGUAUGGAGCGCUGGGGGUGAUGAACGACUACAGAGGUAUCACAUCAGCCUACCAGUAUGGUGACUCCUAUCUGGUUUUGAAGGAUGUCCGGCUCCGUGCCACCUUUGCCGCAACAGACUCCGGGGGUAUCGCAGGAUCGAGACUGGCAGUCUUGGACAAGUAUGCCCAUGUGUUGAAAGAGUACAACGACAAUGAACUCCAUCGGCUCAUUGAGGUGGCUAUGGCAAAUACGUCCCUGGACGAUGUUCCUCGGAUUCAGCCUCAGCUGCUGCGUGGCCUGACGGCGGACACCACGAACGAUUGGGUCACCAUGGGCUUCCCUGACCUCCCUCAAAAGAAGGGCCGCUACUACUUCGAGAUUGAGCUCAUCCGCGGGUGCCAGUCCCCACAGGUGGGCCUGCUCUCCAGCCGCUUCGAGCUCGCCCCUCGCACCAAGGGCCAGCAUCUCUACGGCGUAGGGGAUGAUGCACACGGAUGGGCUGUGGACGGGCAGCAUUCCAUCCUUUGGCAUGAUGGCAAGAAGCUGGCCUGGAGUAGAAGUUGGAACCAAAGUGGCAACGGCGCCUCCCGCCAACUCGCGCAGAAUGUCGUCGUCGGCAUAGCAGUGGACAUCGACGCUGGAAAAAUUUGGUUCGCCAGUGAUGGCGACUGGGACGAGGAGGCUACCCCGAGUUUCGGGCCGAAUCUGCUGCCGAAAGGCUCCAAUCUCUACCCCGCCCUCUCCUUCAAGGGCCGGGCACAGUUCAACUUUGGCCCGGACUUCAAGCACGCCCCGCCCUCCUUCAAGGGCAAGGCCUUCGCGCACUGGCCAGGGAUGCCAGACGGCAUCAUCCGUGCGGACUGCCCCAUCAUCGGCAACUCCAACAACGUCAACAUCUACAAAGAGAUCCAACUCCAUGGGGAGGUGAACCUGAAACGCAACGUGCAGCGGCUCGUGGCCAACCGCAAGCACCUGGAGGUGUCCAAGAGUGACCGGUCCUGGGCCGUCCGUGUGGACGGCAUGGACGAUGCAGAUGGCAGCUACUCGCGAAGUGGAGCGCGACAUGGCAAAGCCAUGUACAAGCAGCAAGGGGGGCGCUUCGAAAUCUCGUUCGACGCCACUUCUGGAAAGUGGAGGCUCACUGCGGAUGCUAGCCAGGAGGACAAGUGGAUCGCACAAGCGUCUGGAGACGAUUCUUUCGAGCCGCCUCGCUACGGUUGGCUCGUCCCACGAGAGCGACAGGGGCGUGUGCCUGUGAAGCUCUUCCGCUCUGUUAUGGCCAAGCUGGGCCUCAGCAAUGACAAGCAGGACGAGCUGGUGAAGUCCCUGGCCGAAAAGGCGAGCGACGCGGAGGAGGAGGAGGUCUUCCGCGUCGGCGAGAGCACGACUUUCUUGGACGAGUGGACAAAGCUCCAGACUGCGAGACAAGUCCAAGUCACGUCCGAGGAAGCCUGGGAGGCAUGCCUACAGGCGGCUCAUGACGAGGUGCUCGCACGAUUGUCGCUGCAGCACGUCGUUGUGGUGGAGACGCCGACGCAUCCGUAUCCCGCCCGUUCGCAUUCCUGGACGCAGGACGUGCACAUCGCCUCGGCCAGCAAACUGCGCGUCAACUUCAGCAGCCGUUGCCAAACAAACGACGACUGCGCGUCCUUGCAAGUCUUGGCAGGUGGGCUCAGCAAGAGCGCUGCUGGUGUAGGAGCGCGAGCUCAUUUGAAGGCGAUCACUGGCCCCGAUCAGGUGCAUGGCACGUUGGCAGGGCAAGCAGAGGGUGGCAAGUGGAUCGUCAACAUCGACAAGGACGAGUCUGAGAUUUGCGGCUGCUUCAGGGAGUGGCUGGACUCCAACCAAUCGCCCGGCCGAAACUGCACGGCAGUCUGUGCCAUGGAGGCCAAGGUCGUGAAGAUCAAGUACAGCAGUGGCCAGAAGAUCGGAGAUGAGAUUGCGGGCUUCACUUUCAAUGAGGCAUCCCCGAUGACGCCCUUCAGCGUGGCAGGCUUCUCGAAGCCAGGCGGUCCUGCCCAGCUCAAGGGUGUCUUCGCGGGCUGGUUCGUGGAUGUCAUUGCGCUGAUCAAGCUCAAGAAGUUCAAGUCCCUGGAGGGCGAGGGCUUUGGUGAAGCCCCGAAGAACCUCGCAGAGAUCGCUGCGAACAUAGAAGGCUUCAAGAAGCGCAUGAACGCGCUGCUUGAAGUCUCCGACAUAAACGUGACCUUCUACAACGGCCUCGACUUCCAGCUCCUUCCUGUCUGUGCUGCCGACUACAAGGAUGCGAGCAUCAGCGACGAGAUCAACGGUUUCAAUUCGACCGGUGGCGUGCUCAAGAUUUCCGGCUUUUGCGACACUGGCGAGGGUCCUGCACAAAGUGCUGGGGUACGCUCUGGCUGGCAUGUCAGCUUGCACGAGACUUUCAACCUGGAGGAGAACAAGCAAGUCCUUGGGGAUCUCACGCCGCAGCAGGCCUUGGAAGACCCGGAGCUUCUGCGCCAGCUCUCUGGCAUCAAGCUGAUGUUAGAGCCGGCGAACGCCGAGCCCGAGGAACUGUUCACCGGAUACGGCGACGAUGACUGGACGCCAUUUAUCGUCCCCAUCAACAAUGCCCAGUUCGUCUUUUCCACUGAUGGGGAUGGAAGCGAUGAUCCGGACAUGCGAUGGGGAGUGUUCGCAGUCGUGACUGAUGCCGACCGGCCGGAGCCAGCGGAAAGCAAAAUCGAGGAGCUCGUCGAAGCCUACACCAAGGCCUCGGCGCGGAUCAUCGGCAGCAACCUGGCGCAGGUCUCCAUCGAGCCUGAGGACUGGGACGAGGAUCGCCUCAAGGCACUGUGCGCACGCCACGGCUGGGAGUUCGAGUGGAUGACGGAGGACGGCGAGAGGCGUCGCCGGAUUGAGGGCGCGGAGCGAGCAAGGCGCGCAAGAUGGGAACCACAGGUGACAGGCAAGCCGUGCCUGUGCCCGAGAAAGCGAAGGCCUCUGAGGUCGAGAAG